Molecule: messenger RNA, 1324 nt
Organism: Daphnia pulicaria
Lineage: Eukaryota; Metazoa; Arthropoda; Branchiopoda; Diplostraca; Daphniidae
Exons: 8
Coding region: 52-1104 (350 amino acids)
Source: RefSeq, a predicted model, not a curated record
UUUGUCGUCAUUAUACCUUGGCAAUCUAGUGCAACUCUAGCCGGAGCAGUAAUGAAGAUUUCAAUUUUCAGUUUAGUUUUGGCUUUGGCCUGUGCCGUCUCCGCUCAGUUGGCGCCCAAAUGGUAUUACUACAACCCCAAUGCAAGGCUCCCUUACUAUGCUCCCCGAUCAACUGGACAAGGGGUGAACUCAUUGAGGAGCGAUUGGCUAUCCAUGCCCACCAGUCAAGAAUCAGAAAGCAUCAUCGUAAGUAACGUCGGACAAAAUUUGAAUUUCAGACGGCUCACUUCAAGAAUGGAAACCCUCGAAGAUACUACAGAGAUUUUGGCGAGGAAGGUGAAAGACCUUUUGGCACAACUGGAGUCUACUUCGAGCCGAUUUGAGCGAACGAUGCAAAGCUUGGCAACCAAAACCGAAAUCAACAUCAUGAAGACUGUCACUAAUGCUAAAUUUGAUGAUAUGAAAGGGGAUUUAACCAACCUCAAAACUGAUUUUUCAAAGCAAGCGGACGCUUCCAAGAAAGAUUUGAUCGACACAAAGUCCAGACUGGACAACGUCAAUUCAGAAGUGGUCAACACCAACAUCAAAAUCGAUCGAAUGAAAACCGAGCUCAUGAACACAAGGCCGGACAUCAAAGAAAAAAUGGACUCAACCAAGAAAGAUUUGAUUGACACCAAGACCAGACUCGAGGGUCUGAAAAUUGAUUUGAUGAAUACCAACACCAAAAUUGACAGUGUCAUGACGGAAAUGGCUAAUACAAAACCGGAAUUGUCAGCGAAAAUGGACGCGACAAAGAAAGAUCUCAUAGACACCAAGACUAGACUGGAGGCCGUCAAAAUGGAAUUAGCAAACACAAACUCUAAAAUGGAUGGCGUGAAAACCGAAUUGAUUAACACCAAGACCGAUUUAGCUUCAAAAUUGGACGUUACAAAGAAGGAAUUGAUCGACACCAAAACUAAACUCGACGAUGUCAAUUCGGAUGUGUCCCACACCAACACAAAGCUCGAACGGAUCCGUGCUGAUCUGAGCAACACUAUGGUGGACAUCAAUAUGAAAUUGGAUGCCACCAGAAAAGAUUUUAUCGACAUCAGGGCCAAAAUCUAAUUUGUGGAAAAUGAUUAGAUAGACGGGACGAUGAUAGAGACACUGGUUGCAGUUUGGGACUCCUCUAUAUUGAUAAUAAUUAUUAAUUUUUUCAAGUUCUUCUUUGAAAUAAAUAUGAAUUUACUGGGAAAUUAUAAAGGUGUGGGAAAAAUUUCAUUACUAUACAUGUUUAUCUAAUGCAUUACCUAACAGUUUUACAAUAAAUAAUUUUGGCAAAAUU